Folsomia candida is the source of this 1905-nucleotide messenger RNA. RefSeq names its product protein phosphatase 1K, mitochondrial. The record is from RefSeq and is a predicted model, not a curated record. Lineage: Eukaryota; Metazoa; Arthropoda; Collembola; Entomobryomorpha; Isotomidae. Gene Ontology annotation, molecular function: cation binding; protein serine/threonine phosphatase activity. The coding region runs from base 564 to 1772 and encodes 402 amino acids. The transcript is spliced from 10 exons. Gene Ontology annotation, biological process: protein dephosphorylation.
AAAAUGUAAGUUCGUAGUAACACAUGGUUCACGACGACGACUGUUUAAAAUUGAUCAUAAAAGCUCAUUUUUUAACAAUCAGAAAUAUUUAAUAUGGUGAAGUUUUGCUAAUUUUUUGUGCAAAUUUUGUGCACCUGGAAAAUCCUUUACCUAUUUAAAUGUGCUUUACCAAUUUGGCUCCUAAGCUACUUCAAAUCUCGUCCCGAACACCUUGUCACUUUCACCUUUAACUUUCUCCGACCGGAAGUUACUUCAAAAUGGGGGCAACCUUUACAUCCAACUUUUUCAACGGAGCACAAAUCCACACGAGGUGAAACAGAAAAUAUUUAAGUUGAAAAUACUACAUCCGCAAUUUCAGAGGAGAGUUAGAAGAAAGUGGAUAAAAAAUAAUAAUCCGUCCAACCUAAAAAAAAGUCAGUGCAUGUAUGUACGCCCUGAGUGAAUAAAGGAAGCUAAUAAAAUCCUGGGAAAGAUGCAGUAAAGUGAACAAAGAAAAGUAAAUAAGGAUUUGGGAACUACACACACACACCGACCGAGAGAGCAAGUUAUUGUUGUUGGUUAGGAUGGAUCGCCGUAUAAUAAUGGGGAUUUGUACAAGUCUGCAAAAAAGAAGAUUCAGAACACUUUUUAGUGGCGGUGGCAGCAGUGCAAAUACGGAGAAGAAUGCCGGUGUGUCCCCCAUCUUCUCAAGAGUUUGUGGGAGAUGUGAAGAAAAUAAUUGGAAUUCAAAUGCAAGGUGGAAGUCGUCGCAGGGCACGAAAACUAAAUCCUCAUCGUCAUCCUCCUCCUUUGUGGGAGCAUCUGCUAAACUUAAGAAGAGAAAGGAGAGUCUGGAUAGUUUAGGGACGUGGGAUACAGCUACGGAUUUACCGCUUGAGGUUGAUGCAACAAUUGCAUCUGGCAAACCUGUCCCUUCCAUCAGGGCGAAUAACGUCGGCGUCUCCUCCGGUAAGGGGAGACGAACCUACAUGGAAGACCAGUACGGAGUUGGGAACUUGAACGGUGAUCCUUCUGCUUUGUACCUUGCUGUUUUUGACGGACAUGGAUCCGACGUUUGUGCCAACUUUUGCGCCACAAUUUUCCCCAAACAUCUAGCCUACUGGUUUCAAAAUCCUGACGUGGAUGUGCCCACCGCCCUUCACAAAUCCUUUCUCGAAGUUAACAAUGCCUUCGCGAGUUGGUACAUUUUUGGCAGACGGGGUCCGGAUAUUAAGAGUUCUGGAUCAACGGCAACAAUCUGCAUUUUGAAGGAUAACAUACACCUUUUUAUUGGCCAUGUAGGAGACUCCCGAGCGAUCCUGUGCAGAUCUGGGGAAGCCAGAAAACUCACCACGGACCAUGAUCCCUCUCUUAUCACGGAGAAAACAAGAAUUGAACGAUCUGGAGGUCGAAUAAGUGACACUGGUCGGGUAAACGAAAGACUAGCAAUGAGCCGUAGUAUAGGAGAUCAUGAAUUGAAGCGUUUUGGCGUGAUAGCCGCACCGGAUGUAAUUUCUAUGAAAAUAGACCAUUCGAGGGAUUCAUUUCUCGUCUUAACCACCGACGGGAUCAACAACGUCAUGACUGACACCGAGAUAAUCAACACGGUGCUGCAAACAAAGGACCCGCAGUAUGCAGCCACGCUUCUUACCGAGACAGCAUUUGAGUAUUCCUCCGAGGACAAUAUUACCGCAUUGGUCAUCCCACUGGGCAGCUGGGGAAAGUAUAGCGCCGCAGCCACGAUAUUUCACUCUUUCGGGAAAAGCUUUACUUCUUCUAGUCGUUUUAGUUAGUAUUUACAUUGUACGAAAGACCACUUUUCACUAGAGAGACUGGACUGAUUCGCUAGAGAUCAUUACCAAAAUGUACCUAAAUCAAAGCUGUAUAAAACCAAAGGAAUAAAUAUUUAAUUACUAAAAUACUAAA